Molecule: messenger RNA, 953 nt
Organism: Nicotiana attenuata
Lineage: Eukaryota; Viridiplantae; Streptophyta; Magnoliopsida; Solanales; Solanaceae
Product: chaperone protein dnaJ 11, chloroplastic-like
Exons: 1
Coding region: 74-592 (172 amino acids)
Source: RefSeq, a predicted model, not a curated record
GUUCACCUAUGACCUAUCCAAACAUUCACACAAUAACUAACCAAAUUGUUCUAGAACCAAAAAUUCCAAUUCAAUGGCUUCUACUUCUACUUCUUCUUUUCUUUUCUCAACUUCAAUUACCGGCUCCAAAUUUUCUGCCUGUGCGCCACUAACACCGCCGAGCUCCAUCAGCUUCCGGCAGCAAACACCGCCGUGCUCCGUCAGCUUCCGGCAGCAGCGAUCGUUCUCUGUUUCCGCCGCUUACUCCACCGCCGAGAGGACUACUACUAGCUCUAACAUCGCCUCACAGUCAUCGUUGUAUGAAGUUCUAGGACUUCAAGCUGGUGCUACUACUCAUGAAAUUAAGUCUGCUUACCGGAGAUUGGCCAGAAUUUUACAUCCCGAUGUCGUCCGAUUUCAGCAGAAUUCUUCAGCUGAGGACUUUAUUAGAGUUCAAUCAGCUUAUGCUACUCUCUCCGAUCCAGAAAAACGUGCCAAAUAUGAUCGGACACUAUUUGGGAAUAGAUUUGGACGGUCUGUCGGAGUGUCGUCGGCGGGAACUCGUAGCCAUUACACUACUCGCCGGAAGUGGGAAACCGAUCAAUGUUGGUAGCUUUUUUGCUUCGAACGGUUCAUUGUGGAUUUUAGCACUCCUUCGAAACUCACUGGCCGAUUAGUUUCGUCUCCUGAGUUGGUUAUGGUCAAAAUCAACCAUUACCAUUUCAGAGGUACCGCUAAAGAUGCUGAAAGUACCAUGAUCAGACGCGUUAGUAUUUUGAUUAACUGAUAGGGUAGUAGUAGCAUUUGUACAGUAUAUGUAAAGACGAAUGCGUAGAUUACUACUACUAUUAUGUUCGUUGGGUAUAAGAUCCUCCCUCCGGUCCAUAAUAAGUGAUGUUUUAGACUUUUUGUUUUGGCUCAAACUAAGUGUUAUUUUUUCUUAAUCAAGAAUGAAUCAACUUUAGUUUUUCAAA